This is a messenger RNA of Drosophila melanogaster (fruit fly), 624 nucleotides long. RefSeq lists its product as uncharacterized. The transcript has 4 exons. Lineage: Eukaryota; Metazoa; Arthropoda; Insecta; Diptera; Drosophilidae. The record is from RefSeq and is marked reviewed. Bases 62 to 367 code for a protein of 101 amino acids.
CGUGUUUUGGGAGCAGCUCCGCGGUUCCAGCACCUGACAGAGCUCACAAACCAAGCGGAAAAUGGAUGACGAUUCGGAUAUCUUCGAUGAAAUGUGGCUGGAAAGUGUGGUCAUAGCGGGCUUCCGAGUGUGGCACAUUAUCGCCGCCGUUCUGGGUGUCCUCCUCCUAAUAAUGAUUAUGGUAUGCUGCUGCAUUCGCUUCCGUAUACCGCGCACCAAGCAGGAAAUCGAGGCGGACUACCAGCGCAAGCAGAUCACAAAGAAGUUCCGCGAGAAGCUGCAGCAGAUCAAGAACUCCGAAAUGGACGACAUGGACCUGCAGAAGGCACUUGCUUAUAUCAAAUUGGAACAGUACGAUGAUCCCUAGGGGCUCUGUAAAUUCACCCGCACCCUGUACAAACUAUCGGAAGUACUUAAGCAGUAAACUCUCUAUCGCAAUGAACACUGCCACUGUAAUGUGUGCCCGCAUCCAGAGCGACUAUCUCAACUUCCAGGUCAGCAUGGAGAGCAUGAACGCGAAGCAGAAUGUUAAGUUUAAGAUCUAAGUGCCUGUUAUAGUAUUGUGCAGCGGAGAUGGUAUACCUAAGCGAAAUAUUAGUAACAUUUAAGACAUUAUGUGCAAUU